AUGUCAUCAACGCAAUCUCCCCCCUUCACACUCUUCCGCAGAUUCCCCCCAGAGAUCCAAUUAGAGAUCUUGAAUCACUGCACCCGAAACGACCUCGUCUGUUUGUCUCUAACAAACCACGAUUUCCGGGCCCUUCUUAAACCGAUUAUCAAAUUCAAACCACGCUUAGAAUGGGUCGACCAGCUUGGUAACACACCUGAUGUUCCUCAGGGUUGUUAUCGAGGAGGAUCAGAUAUUCAAUCAAGCUCUCAUUGUAAGGGCAUAAGUGGCAAAGAUUUGUAUUACAACACACACGCGCACCGCAUCAAACGACACGCUACCACAGCCUACGCCUGCUUCAAGUGCAUGUAUUAUCCUCCAGACCAUCCUACAUGUCAGGUACCUUACUGCAAAAAGCACUGCCUUUGUAUUUCGUGUCCUCUCUUUAUGAGAUUACGCGGCUGGAUGGGCGAAAGACGAUAUUGCAGCGAAUGCAAACAAUUCACAACGAGAAAUAAAAAGAACAAAGGACGAUGCACACAUGGAGUGAAAAAGUGCUAUAGUUACAGCAGACUUGAGACUCGCAGUCCCGACUCGGACCCGGAGACUUUGAAGCCCGUCGGCUCCGGUUCUGUACCCUGUUGGGGGCCCUUUACCAAGAGACUCCUUCGGAUGACUCUCCGCACAGUAGCAAUCCUCACUGCUGCGUUUUUGAUCCUUCCGGGGCUAUUGGCCUUUACUUCAACAAAGGGCCGGGCAUACAUCACAAAUUCACCUAUGGAAACCGAACCAGUCGACAAUUUCGUUACUCAAGACCGUCGAUUAGCCAUCGUUCUUCCAGCCAAUAACCCAGACCAUGAACUUUGCAAAGUCAUCACCAGUUCUAUAGCCCUUGGCUACCCAUGCCCUGUUAUCGUCAACUGGGGUAAAACUUACGACCCUUCAAAAGGAUGGAAAGGCGGUUCGCACCUAGCCAAGAUCACGGGUAUGCUAGAAUAUCUCGACGACGUCGUCAAUCCCAAGACCCCUGAUGAAAAUAGACUUGAGGAGAACGAUCUUGUUGUCUUGUCUGAUUCAUACGAUGUCUGGUUCCAACUUCCCCCAGACGUUUUGAUCAAACGCUACCACGAAGCGAACGCCCAAGCAAAUCGUCGACUCGCAGCCCAAUACAAAGGACGUGGCAAGGUCACCAUGGAGCAAACAAUCAUCGUGUCAGCACAGAAAAAGUGUUUUCCUCCCCCAUCAUCAGGGUCUGUUCUCCACUGCGACCAACUCCCAGACAGUCCCGUUCGCAAAGAUCUCUAUGGUCCCAACACAGACCGCAACCCAAACGACUUUCACGAUAACCGGCCCAAAUACCUCAACAGUGGUAGUAUGAUAGGGCCGGUCGGUGAUAUGAGAAGAUAUUUUCGUCGUGUUUAUGAGCGUAUGCAAAGGGGACUUGUCAACGGCAAGGAUCUUUACAGUGAUCAGGGUAUCUUUGCAGAGAUAUUUGCUGAGCAGGAACUCUGGAGAAGAUCCUUGCGUUCGCACAAGUCUGUCGCAAAGGAUAAAGACAUUGAGUACUUGCACGAGGAGUUCGAGUAUCACGUUGGUCUUGACUACACCCAACGGCUAUUCAUCCCUACGGUCUUUGAAGAGCAAGAUGGCGAAAUCAUUGCACUCAACGACGCAGCAGGUAUAGCCGAAAAGUCCAAGACUCUGAAUAUUUCACCCAGACUCGACGGUGUGCCAGAAGAUAUCCAGGAGUCCGAAAAUCCUUUAAGUAAAAUAUCUGUGCGAGAGCUGGAUAUCGUUGAAGACUGGGGAGAAAUGCCUCUCUACGCUGACUUUUUCUCCGAGGCUAUCCCUGUGGUAGUACACCACAACGCUCACAAGGACGGAGCCAAGAAACGGAGGUAUACAUGGUGGGAUCGAAUGUGGUAUUUUCCUUAUCUACGUGAACUUGUAGAGACGCAAUUGAAGGAGACCAAAGCGAGGUCUUUGCUUGAUAUUGUGGUGAAUGGAGAGAGGCUGUUGUACUGGGAUUCGAGAGCGAGUAAACCACAAAAGAAGCCUCAGACAUUUGUUGUUGGGAGUAACGGGAACACCACGUUUACGACGCGUGAGUUUACAGACGUGUGCAAGUCCAAGACGGAUCAUGAGGAAGCGAAAAAGCCUUGGUGGGAUGAGGUAUUUAGAGAUGGAAAGGGCGAUUUGGAGGGAUAA
Fusarium poae is the source of this 2187-nucleotide messenger RNA. RefSeq lists its product as uncharacterized. NCBI's taxonomy places the organism in Eukaryota, Fungi, Ascomycota, Sordariomycetes, Hypocreales, Nectriaceae. Gene Ontology annotation, molecular function: protein binding. The record is from RefSeq and is a predicted model, not a curated record. Bases 1 to 2187 code for a protein of 728 amino acids. The transcript is spliced from 4 exons.